Messenger RNA from Echinops telfairi (small Madagascar hedgehog), 459 nucleotides. It is a transcript of the gene APOC4, whose product is annotated as apolipoprotein C4. Gene Ontology annotation, biological process: triglyceride homeostasis; positive regulation of triglyceride storage. The transcript is spliced from 3 exons. The coding region runs from base 48 to 404 and encodes 118 amino acids. The record is from RefSeq and is a predicted model, not a curated record. Gene Ontology annotation, cellular component: very-low-density lipoprotein particle; high-density lipoprotein particle. Lineage: Eukaryota; Metazoa; Chordata; Mammalia; Afrosoricida; Tenrecidae.
CCCAGGCCCAGAUCGCUGAGCGCAGAGGGACAGAGGAGCCCCCUGAAAUGUCAGUCCCCCGGGUCCUACUGUGCUUCUGUCUUCUGGUCCUGGCCUGCACUGUGGUGGGCCAGGAUGAAGACCCUGAGGGGACCCUGGACCCUCUGGCCCCCAGGCAGGAGGGGAAUCGCUUGAGCCAGAUGCAGAGCAAACUGAAAGAGUUGAUGACGAAGACCAGAAACAAGUGGGAGUCCUUCUGGAGCCCCGAGGGCUUCCAGGGGUUUGUGCAGACCUACUAUGAUGACCACCUGCGAGGGCUGGGCACCCGCACCCGGGCGUGGUUCCGAAGCUCCAAGGACACCCUGCUGGACAAGGCUCACAGCCUGUGUCCCCAGCUCCUCUGUGGACCCAAGGACCUGGAUUAGAGUGACCACCUCCCACCUUCGCCAUUUGAGUCAAGAAUAAAGAAAAAUCUCUGUG